Molecule: messenger RNA, 1212 nt
Organism: Oryza sativa Japonica Group (Japanese rice)
Lineage: Eukaryota; Viridiplantae; Streptophyta; Magnoliopsida; Poales; Poaceae
Source: RefSeq, a predicted model, not a curated record
CGCGCGAGCAGGGGCACGGCGGCACUCUCGGGAGCUCGAGCCGGUGCGCGAGCAGGACACGGCGGCGUUGGACCUCAUCACCUUCGAUUCGAAGUGUUCGUAGCCACCAACUGCAUAUCGGGGUUCCCAAUAUCCACGCAGGUAGGAAAUGGACAACAAUAGUGGCAAGGGAGGAAGCACCCAUGCUUCAUGGACGUCAGCUAUGUCAUCUUUCAUGCUGAAACACCUUGCCAAUCUUGUGGCCGGUGGCACAAGUACCUCAUCUGGCUUCAAGGCAGUGCAUCUCAAUGCAUGUGCGAGGGCUGUGAAUAAAAGGUUUAACAGUACUCUCACGGGUGAGCAAAUUAAGAAUCAUUUGAAGACAUGGCAAAGAAAGUUUACAAAGAUAAAUAGGCUUAGGAAAGUUAGUGCUGCUGGUUGGGAUGAGAAAAAUUUCAUCAUUACUCUUGAUGAUGAGCACUACAAUGGCUAUAUUGAGGAUCACAAGGCUGAUGCUGAUUAUUUUAACAAACCUCUUGCGCACUAUGGUGAGAUGCUUACAAUAUUUGGUAGCACCAUGGCUACGGGAAAGUAUGCAAAGGACUCAAGUUCAGUCCUAGGAACAGAGGAUGUCCAAGAGGAAAAUGAUGAAGAGGAAAAUGAUGGCCCUGCCACUACUGAUGAUCGUCCGGAGGCAUCAUCUGCAAGCAAGCCAAAGAAAGCUAGAACACAAGAAAUUGAAGAUGAUGGGCUGAUUGGUGCAUUCACCAGUGUUGGUGACAAGUUAGCUUCUGCUAUACUAAAGGUCGCUGAGCCAGACAAUAAACUGCCAGAUGGUUUAUUUGAAACCUUGAAAAGCCUUCCUGGGUUUGAGGAGAUCCACGUAUCUGUUUACUAUGCUCAUUUGGUUGCUAACCCUCACAUUGUUAGAGCUUUUGAUGGACUUCCUUUCGAAAACAAGAUACAUUGGGUCCAUUUGUUCAUUAAUGAGAAGUUUCCUGGAUCAAUGUAGCGUUGUUAGAUGAGUUGGGUAGUUCUUUUGGUAUUAUGUGUUGCCGGUGGGCCCAUGGUCAUGUAUGACUUGUACUGCCAAUAUGUUGUAGGCAGUGAACUCUUAGGUGCAAGACUUAAAUUUGCUAUUAUGUGUAAGACCUUAAUUUGCUAUUAUGUGCACGACUUGAAACUUCUUAUUAUGUUUGGCUUGGACUCUAUGUAUGGAUUGAAAUGGGAUCA